Molecule: messenger RNA, 1273 nt
Organism: Lutra lutra (Eurasian river otter)
Lineage: Eukaryota; Metazoa; Chordata; Mammalia; Carnivora; Mustelidae
Gene: WDR38
Product: WD repeat domain 38
Exons: 9
Coding region: 203-1093 (296 amino acids)
Molecular function (GO): protein binding
Source: RefSeq, a predicted model, not a curated record
CAGUAGCUGAGAGCCGUCUCUCCCAACCUGUCCUCUUGGCUUCGCAGAGACUCUGAUGCGGUUGCGCACCCCGCCCUGAUUGCCAUGGAGACCGUUUGUACACAACUUCUCCCAUCCCCUCUACCCUGUCCCAAGUGAGGGCUGCAGGCGGGACCAGCGCCCGCCUGGGAGAGAGCCCACUGGGCCGGGAGGCCUGGGGCCCAUGAACAGCGGGGCCCCAGGGCCGCUGGCCGUGGAGAGAGUGAAAUUCUUCAGCCGGCACCGUGGGGAGGUCAACUCCUCCGCCUUCUCUCCGGAUGGCCAGAGGCUGCUGACAGCAUCUGAGGAUGGCUGUGUGUAUGGCUGGGAGACCCAGAGCGGGCAGCUGCUGUGGAGGCUGAGUGGCCAUGCAGGUCCCGUGAAGUUCUGCCGCUUCUCCCCUGAUGGCCGCCUUUUUGCCACUACCUCCUGUGACUGUACCAUCCGCCUGUGGGAUGCAGCAGAAGCUAAGUGUCUGCAUGUCCUAAAGGGUCACCAGCGGAGCGUGGAGACGGUCAGCUUCAGCCCUGACUCGAAGCAGCUGGCGUCGGGCGGCUGGGACAAGCGGGUGAUGCUCUGGGAAGUGCAGUCCGGCCAGAUGCUGCGCCACUUGGGAGGGCACCCAGACGCCAUCCAGAGCAGUGACUUCGCACCCAGCUCAGACUUCCUGGCCACUGGCUCCUGGGACUCCACUAUUUGCAUCUGGGACCUGCGGAUGGAGACCCCCGUGAUCUCCCCCCACAAGCUGGAGGGCCACAGUGGUAACAUCAGCUGCCUGUGCUACUCGGCAUCUGGCCUCCUGGCUUCUGGCUCCUGGGAUAAGACUAUCCACAUCUGGAAGCCCUCCACCAGAAGCCUGCUUGUUCAGCUCAAGGGCCAUGUUACCUGGGUGAAGAGCAUAGCUUUCUCCCCUGAUGAGUCACAGCUGGCCAGCGCUGGCUACUCCCAUAUGGUCAAAGUCUGGGACUGCAACACAGGAAAAUGCAUUGAGACCCUGAAGGGAGUCCUGGAUGUGGCCCAUGCUUGCGCCUUCACCCCAGAUGGGAAACUCUUAGUGUCUGGAGCUGCUGACUAAGCAAGACGCCAAGUGCACUGCUCUAUCAAAUCACGCAGAGCCUCUGGGAUGUAACAUCACCACAGAUGGCUCUCAGAUCUUAAGCCUGCCUCUCCCUGCCUGGGGCACGCGCAACCUGGCAGAAUGAACUCAUGAAAGGACAGUGAGCGCACCUCCACACCACAGCCCCCAAACCAACCA